AUGCCCAUCAUUUACAGGCAGAAGCCCAUUCCACCAGCGUCGAACCGCGUUACGGCAUGCAGGUGCACCCAAAUGUCCAAAUGGCGACAGAAAGGAUUUGUCCAGGAUUCGGAUGAGGACGAAGAAGAAUCUCAGCUCGAGAGCCAGGCUUCCAGGGUGAACAGUGGCUUGAGUAGACGCGUCGUGCGCGUCGAAGAUGACAUCAACGAGGUCAAGCAAGCCGAGGAGACAAGGCACCCCAUGAAAAAGGACGGAGAAGGCUCUGAAGGUUACAUUACUGUUGAAUGCAAUAUCGAAAGAACAUGUCCACAAGAGAAGAGUAAAACAUCGCCCACGAAACGCAAUUCACCCAAGCGUCCCACGCCCUCGCCAUUUACGCCGUCAUCAACGCAUAACCCAAGACCUCAACCGUCAGAGAGUCCAGAUCCGCUCCAAGGCUCUCCAACACCAAAAGCUCCACGGACUAUUCGAACUCACUCAUCUCAACACCGCCCUAAAUCGCCGACCCGCCUACACAGCUCGACAGUGUCCAUUCCUCUGCUUUUCGACGAACUUGAGCCACCAUUUCAAGCGGCCCAGAGCUCAAGCCCAUUACAGCAGGCAGCUCCUGCAGAGCACCUGAAAGGAAAUACUGGGGCAUCGAAUAUACUGAAUGAAUUUGGCAUUGCGCCUUUGUCAGAUAACUCCGAGGAUGAUGAGCUUUCAGAUCCGCCCACAGACUUGGAGUCACCUCCGCCGGUGUUCAUCCAGCCUCACAGACGGACAGCAGUUCAAGUUGUCAUUCCGUCAUCAACGGCUUUACAGCGGCAUCUCGGGGAAGAAAGGGCAAGGCGUGACUUUCGCCAGCGGAAACCCAUUCAGUUGCAUCCUUAUGCACUGGAGGGUGAGAUGUACCGGAGGGAGGUCCAGAGCCGAGGUCUUCAGCCGGUACGAAGAGAGAGGUCGCGCUCGCCACAAGGUCAUCGAAAGCAGCAAAAUGAUAAAUCGCAAGAACAAGAGUUCAAUCCCGACGAGAACCCUACGAGUAGUCCCCCAGAGGUGGAGAUACCAGUCUCUAGUCCCAAUGUUCCGCAGCUAGAGAUAGAUGGAAAUGCCAAAGUUUCAGGACAUCAGCAUGCUUUCAAGCGUAUCAGACGCCCUCCUUCUACACAGCUUCGCCACCCUCAUGCAGCGAAACGGAGGAAGCCCAAUAUUCCAUCUACACAGGAUGUUGUACCACCGACGAGCAUAUUCGAAAAUUCUAGGCUGCAACGCGACAUUUGGUCGAUACCCCUUAAUUCCCCUCCUUAUUCGAGUAGUCCACCGCCGCAUGCGAACGCUUCAGCCCGCCGUCCAGGUGUGCUGCGUACGACAACGCCAGCCCCUAAUUUGCCAACUCCCUCUACUUCAUCAAUCUUGCAAGACGACUCUCGUCCAUUGUUGGAGUCUGAUUCUGAUACUGUGCUGCACAGUACUCAAAGGCCUAGUAGUGGGCUUCGUCGACCAACAAGAGUGGUACUAACGGAUAGUUCGUCUUCUGGGGCAAGUUCUGCCAGCGAGGCAGAGCAGAGCGACAGUGAGUUAAGAAAUGUGAGCAGAAAGAUCAAGGGGGUUUUACCAGCUUCCUGGCUACGAUUCGACCGGCAGACUCAAGAGCGACGGAAAGCCCAGCAACGUGAGCGAGACAGGAUGCGUGUGAAUAUUGCUUUAUCCCCUGAGCGCAACACAUUAGUUCGCGGGGUUGCUCAAAAGAUCACAAAGCCGAUGGGUCGGCCUCCAUUACCACCAGUUUCUACUGCUUCUUCCAAAGAUCCGGUAGUUAUAUCCGAUGAGUCCGAGGAUGAACUGAGGGCUCCUUUCUCGCGCCCUAUCCAGGAUGCCCAGGACCCUGUAACUGAUGCCUCGGCAUUAGCUAAGAUAUUUGACAGCCGCUACGCUGAUGACGACAAUCUGUCGGAUAUGGAACAUGAUCGUUUGCAUCUGCCUACAUUGGGAGGGACUGGUCCCAAGCGGAAGAGACAGAGUAAGCUGACGGAUGUAUUUGGCAAAGCAAAGAAGGUAAAAUCUUCAACCAAUGUCGGACGACUCUCUAGUGGUCAGUCUAGGAAAAGAAAAUACGGUCAUCCUAAGAAGCCGCGUCGACCUGCUCCGCCAGCUAUGAGCGUUGUCGACGUUAUUCUGUCGCCAUCGAAACGAGUCGCCAGUGUACCACAUUUUCUCCGAGUGGCCAGGCGGCAAGCGCUUCAAAGACCGGAUCUUGCCCGCCAAAGUCCACAUAACAAACAAAUACGACUGUAUAAUGCUCAGGAUACCGAAGAAGCCAACACUGUUCUUGAGCAAUGGCAAAAGGGUGUUCUAAAGCCGAAAUCAGAUAUCGCUAUGCAAGAACGGAGACCCGGCUCUCCCUUGACUAAUAGGGCCGACAAUCAGCAGUAUGCAGAGCGAGAAUCAGGGAUUGAUGCGGAUUCUGCAAAGGAUCUUGAUAGGCGAUUGGAAACUACAACAGAAGUCUCCCAUUUGCGGCAACGUACAAACGUACCUACUGGUCUUCGGGUCUUUCGACGGUCGUCUUCUAAUGAAGCCAAGUCCACUCGUCGAAGUAAGAAAACAUUACCAACCACCAAGCAUCACAAACGUCCAGGGCUCAAUGGUUCCUUACCCUUCAGAGUUGCACAGCUGGAAGGUGAUGAGAAUGACUUUGGCCGUGACCACAGGAAGAUCGCGUUCGAGAAAGGUUUACUGCAUGUCGACCAGCAGUUCAGAAAGCAGCUGCCUAAUGAGCAUCACAUUGUCAAUCCCCAGUUAGCACGUUACCUUGCAGACGAUGGUGUUGAACUACCAUUGCUCUCUUCUACAAACGACUCAGGAGAGGGUACAGCAGAGGCUCCAAGCAAACCAGGACCUAUGGCCAAGAAACGUCUCAAACUCAAGAGUCAAGCGCGAAGGAUAGAUGUGGAUGCACGAGAAUUCCGUCAGCCAAGCGAGCCAGCAAUUCAGGAAGUGCUCGGAACAGUCGAUUUUGCUCCAGUACAGGAGCCCAACCCAGACCAGGACUUUCCUAUCCUUCAUGGAUUGGGACCUUUUGGGACGCGGUAUCCCAUCACAUUUGACGUAUACUCACUGGUAUCCGGGACAUACUUCCAUGCAUCUACUUUGAUUGGGUCUAAUGAGUUUCAUCGGGCUCUAAGCAUUGGGAAGACAGAGAGUCGCAACCUUGACGAGACUGCAGGCUAUUCCACCGUUACCGACGGAACAAUGUCUGUCAGAUGUGGUUCAUGGAAUGACGAGACGUCUUCGAAUCUGCAUGACCUAGUGAGGAACGUGUCGGUAUCCUUGGCAGAACAACCAUCGAACCCCAAUGCAUCCACAAACAUUGAUUUUGGCGAAAUGCCGGCAGCUAAAGUAACACGGUCACUCAUUACCUACAUAUCCGAUCAUCUCAGCUUCUUGGAUCCAAUCGACCGAAAAGACUUUAUGGCCAAAGCAGUCCGAUUGUGCCAAACGCUCUUCGAUGGUGCAUUGGCUGCUUUUAAUACCGUUGGCAGUUCUGGAACAGAACCUGAUUGGAGUACCAUGCGUACUGUCACUUAUCUACUUGUCAUAAGUCUCCAACUCCACCGUAUCGCUCAACACUCGGCUGUCGAUGAAGGAAGCCGCGUCGAGAUCCUGACGCUGUUAAAGAAUGCCUCAAAGACUGUGGUCACACACUUGGUACAACGAGCUAUCCCUGAGCUAGGCAAUUUUCUUGAACUCAACAAGCGACACUCUGUGCGUGAGAAAGGCGUGCAAGACUGUGAAGUCGUUGUGGAGAGCACAGUCGUCUGCAUGCACGUCCUCGAAGAGCUACAGAUGACAACCUGGGGGUUUUGGGACAUUGUCAGUCAAGUGCUCAGUCCCAAAGUAUCUGGUGCCACUCAUCUUUCUGCUUUCGAAGCAGCAUGGGCUACACUGUUCACUCUCCUCCCGUUUGGCGAAAUCGAUGUUUUAGGUAUUCCACUCAGGAGUCGAAGAGAAACCUUCCAGAGCGAUAAUUGGUCAUGCAUUCGGGAUAUUCUUCGACGAAUAUUUGAGUUGUACCCGAGCACAUACAGGAAGCACAGUACAUCACUGAAUGAUUAUGUCCGGGCCAAUCUUGCCCGAUGUCAUCGACUGAUGACACACUGGCACUGGAGACGUCCCGAGUUGAUGCUCAACGCCGUAGUGGACUUUUUUGGUAAGAAUGGUCUUAGAGGUCUUCGACGUGAAGCAAGCGUUGGCUCCUUUCCUUUUCCGGAUAAAAUUGCUGCUGACCCUUCAUUGACUGUUGAGCCGAAUGAAUACUCCUUCCACAUCUCACUCAAGUGUCUUACUUUGGGUUUGCGCGGUAUGAAAGACGUUUAUCCUGAGAAAAAGAUUCGUAGCUUUGUCUUUCGAUGUUUGCCCAACCACGGCCGAGCAUAUCCAAAAGAUCAGCCUCUUGAUGAGGAGAGCCUUGCAGCUUUGCGCAACCAUCAUGACCUUCUAUCUGUUCUAUACUGGGAUGCCCCGCCAGCCUGUCGACCAAAGCUAGACCAAAUUCGUGGUCUCGUAAAUCAUGACAACUCCCACCGCGAAGCUUGCAGAUUGAGCGUUCGUGCCUGGGCGAACCUUACUGCUUUCCAGCUAUCCACCGAGGAGCCCUACAAGUCUGCAGAACCCUUCGCACUCUGGCACAAGGAAAUCAUGCAUCAGACUUUGAGACAAUACAAACUCGCGAAAAUCGAGGCCGACGACUUUCUGAAAUCAAUUGCUGUCGAAGGUUCAACAAACAUCUCAGCAGUCAUGGUCCGUCAAACAAUGGAGAGGAACCAAGAACAGGUCAUUGCGACUUUGCGAGAUUGCAUUGCGGGUAUGAGCAAGGCUAUCAAAUGCGCAAGGGACCUCUCGUCUUUAAGAAACUUUCUUAUCGAGUCCGAUAUCAUGCAUCUACUUGAGCUUCCUCAUCUAGAAGAUCGGCGGCUGGUCAACGUCAUUCAUGAUACCCUCAAAGUUCUGCAAGAGUACGCAAAUUUGCAGAAGAUACAGAAGAUAGGAUCGAAGGAGGAUGCCAGCCAGCAAACCAAUGAGGAGAGUCAGGACUACGGCGAUUUCCCAGACAUGGACGACUUGGAUGAUCUAGACGAUUUGGAUUCAGCUCCCCCAGCGAAGCAAGUACAACAGUCUAGUCUCGACUUCAUCCAAACAUCACUUUGGCAUCUGCUCUCGAAUGCAUUUGGCGCGGAGGAUUCACCAGAUGACGUUCUGCUCAAGGACUGUGUCGAUACAUGGAUUUGCAUUGCUGAAGGUCAGAUUGUAUCGGGCGAGCGAUCAUGGUCUUAUUACCUCGAUUCUUUCAGCCAGGUGUCAUGGAAGCAACUACGUCAGACCGAGCAGACGCGCAAGUUCGGUCCCUAUUUCAUGGCUGCUAUCAUGGACUGUGACCCCGCCUUAUAUGAAGAACAUAGAAAUGAUUUCCUCCAGGCUCUGAUGGUGUGUCUGGUGGAACGAGAGGCCAUGCUCAGAUUCCAGGAUCGGCUGCUGCACGCCAUCAUAAAAAGAGAUGGUAAUCACCCCCUCAUGCAGAACCUGCCCUUCUUCCGCGAUCUCGAGACUGGUGCAUGGGACAUCAACCCAGAGUCCCUUCGCACUCGACGGUUAGCACUUAUCUCAAGCAUCCUGUCAAAUAUGCGGGAUGACAUCUACGCGGUCGAGCGUCAUGAGCCUGGGCGUGCGUCUGAAGCCAGGAGACUCUAUGCAUGUAUGCUCAAAGACUUCAUGGCAUCUAUGAAGUACAACUACCAGCAGCUCAGUCAAGGCACAACUAUCACAGGCGCCUACGUUGAGUUCGUUCAGAAGAUCGUUCAGUUCUUGAAGCAAUACACAAGCGACAUAGUCCCCGUACUGCCUUUCUUCACAGACUCGGCCGCUUUCCCUCUACCCGCCGAAGACCCUACAUACGUAGUUGCUCGCCUGUGUGGAUAUGCACCGAAGCUAUCAGACUCUGGGAAAGCCAAAGAGUUGUCAGUAUUCGUGCAAACUGUAGCGCAACAAGCUGCCGCAGACAACCAACAAACAUACUUGGUGCACCAGCUCACCACCGCGCUUUGUACCGAUCAAGCACCAGCAGUGGACAGAGCGACACUGCGAUCCGUACUAUUGCAGGCCAUCUUCCCAGCAUACCUCGAAGAAAUGCUCUCAUCCAGCACCGCCUUCGCCAUCUGCCUCCCAAUCUUACAAGUCUUACCACCCACCCUCGACACGAUGAUCUUUGACCUCCGCAUCACCCAGCCAGAAAGCCUUGCUUCAAUCGCCACCUCCAUCGUAUCCAUCUCCCAUGCCUUCAUCCGCACCACAGAACAACUAAAAGACAACCACCACUUUCUACAACGCCCCUAUGUCCUCUCCGCGCUAGCCCACAUGCUCGGCGCCAUGACAUCUAUUCUACCACCAUUGGAGUAUCUAUCGAGUCGUACCUCCGAUACUGUUUCCGCUCCCCCAUUCAUAACAUACAUCAACGAUCUGACCACAUACAUCCUUGCGCUUCUUCAUACCACGGAGCUCGACACCGUACCUUCUUACACCGGCGACGCGCACGCUCCGCUGCCGGGUGACCAGCACACCGCGCUUCUCGCUUUCUGCCGCCGCAGUUUAGCGGAAAGCAUCAAAACGAAUUGGAGUGAGAGUGCAGGCGCAAUUUGGUUCGGCGUUGGUAAUGCCCGGCGUGAGGUACUGCUCGAUGUGGGGAGUGUGGAAGAAGAAAGAGUGAGGUUGGAGGCAUGUGUUGUGCGGUUCCGAGGGGUAUUUGAUGAACUGUAUGGGGUUGGUGAUUAUCGCGAUGGGUAUGAGAUGAGUGCAGGGUUGGAUGUUUUUGUUUAG
Bipolaris maydis ATCC 48331 is the source of this 6852-nucleotide messenger RNA. Lineage: Eukaryota; Fungi; Ascomycota; Dothideomycetes; Pleosporales; Pleosporaceae. The record is from RefSeq and is a predicted model, not a curated record.